ACGAAAUUAGGUAGCACACAAGAAAGUGUAGGGGAGGUCACUCCCGCUUUAUUUAAUGUUGAUCUGAGUCCUUAGAUCCUAGAAUCCAGACUUGAAUCUAGAUUUUUUCUAGAUCUAGAUCUAGAUCUCGACUCCUAGAGAGAUAUUUUCAACAUUUUAAAGAUAGAUCUAGAUCUAGAUUAUUCUAGAUCUAGGCUACUUCGUAGGACUGCGCAGAUUUAAAACAGUAAUAGAUCUUAGAAAACUACAGAAGGGACAUGUCAAAACUGAAAAAGAACAAAACACUGCCAGUUCACAUUGUUGAACAACAUAAUGAUGUGGUGCCAUUUAUUCAUCGUGCCAUUGCUUCUAAAUUGCUACAAUUCACUGAAAUACCCAUAAUUCACCUGGACUCUCACCCUGAUCUGUUGAUACCAAUCAACAUGCAAGCUGAUCUUGUUUUUCAACCUCAGUCAUUAUUCCAGUCAAUCAGCAUAGAAAACUGGCUCCUCCCACUAGCUUAUGCAAAACACAUCAGUCACAUAGUAUGGGUGAAACCACCCUGGGCCAAUCAGAUCCAAGCAUCAGAACAAGAGUUUACCAUUGGAAAAUCUGUGCAAUCAGGAAAAAUUAGGUUGUCUUGUAAAGAAAAUUAUUUUUUGACGGAUGGAUUGUUCUCCACAGUCGAAGGUUUGACAGACACGAGCAAGGUCAAGCUGACAGUGGUUGAACUGGUGCCAAAAAACUGGCAGGAAUUGCCUUCAAGCUGUGCUGCCUCUACUAGCUCAAGCAGUGACAGCCAUUCAGGGAUAUUUAGAUCGUACAAAGAGUGGACUCAUCACCUACAAGAUGCUGUUCAGAGCAAACCUUACAUCCUUGACAUUGACCUAGAUUUUUUCUCCACCGCCAACCCAUUUAAGAACUGGUUAGGGCCAGAAGAGGAGGAGGUUGUCAGAAGACUGUACCACUGUCCUUCACCCUCAGAUCUGAGUGAUGAGAGUAUCAUUGCCUUCACCAGAAGGAGAGAAAAACAAUUAGAUGAGCUUGAACACAUCUUUACAUCCUUACAUGAGGAAUACAGCAGAGAGGAAUUAUUGGACCUAACUCUACCAGAUUUACUUGCAUUGAAAUAUGUAAAUGACAUUAGUUUAGAAAAUAAAUUAACAGAAGACCUGUUGGGUUUAGUGAAAAAGGUCUCAGCUGACCCAAGGGAAAUAACUCCACUACAGUUACAUGACUUUGGCUGCACCUUGGAUGACACUGAGCUUCCUCACCACAUUAGCUCCCCUGAGCAAGUGGCUGCUCUCCAGUCAGCAUUUAAGGAUGUCUUGGAACAACUCCCCAAACCUGCCAUCAUUACUAUAGCCAGAUCCAGCUUAGAUGACUAUUGCCCCCGAAAGGUUGUGGACACAUAUCAAAAGGAUGUCAUUAAAAUAAUAGAGGAUGUGUAUGGCCAGAUAAAUGUGACACAGGACUAUGACUAGAUGGAUUUAUUUUAACAAGUCAUUUUUAACAAUAACAAUACUAUUUUACUGUUAACAUUAAACAUUUUCAUUUGAAUGUAUUGGUUGCAAUCGUGUGAAUGUUGAAUGGGAUUGAAUGGUUGCAAUCUUGUUAAUGUUGAAUAGGAUUGAAUGGUUGCAAUAUUGUAAAUGUUGAAUGGGAUUGAAUGGUUGCAAUCUUGUUAAUGUUGAAUAGAAUUGAAUUGUUGCAAUCUUGUUAAUGUUGAAUAGGAUUGAAAUGUUGACAAAGGGAAUGUGGAAUGUGACUGAGAAUAUUGGUAUAGUGAAUGUUUGAGAUAUGCAAAAGUGAAGUUGAAAUGUGGAUAUAGUAAAUGUUGAAUUAGGUUAAAAUGUAAACAAAGGGAAUCUUCAAUAUGAAUGAACGUUGACUUACAAAAGAAAACUUAAAAUGCUGUUUUUAAAAAGUAUAUCAUAAAUCUACUAAAACUUCAUUUAGCCAAAUAAAUGAAAG
Molecule: messenger RNA, 1953 nt
Organism: Physella acuta
Lineage: Eukaryota; Metazoa; Mollusca; Gastropoda; Physidae
Product: UPF0489 protein C5orf22 homolog
Source: RefSeq, a predicted model, not a curated record